AUGGAUGUGAAAGCACCUAUUCUUCAAGUAAUCCGCAUUCGCCCUCCAUUUGGUGAUCCUAGGAUGCCUAAAAGAGAACACGCUCCUCGCGGGACUUCUCGGUCAAGUCAAAGUCGCAGGUCAGCCCCUAUCAAAGGGCUGUCUGAAUGGACGGCGAGGCCGCUGUGCCUAGUUCAACAGACAAGUUGGAGUGUCACCGGAGCCACGACUGUUCAGUUUAACAAGCCUCAGAUGAGAGCGCCAGGGCUACCAACGGCUUUCAGUGCUAGGGGCCCAGAAGAAUAUAGAUUGCGUGUUGAUCUCGGAUCGAGUGCGGGUUGGUUUUUGGUAUAUGUUAAGAUUAUGGACACAAAUAGAGGUGUGAAAAUGGAAAAGAUGUCCAAUGAGAAAGCUAAGUGUUCAUCUGUUUGGCUUCGUAUCAAAUGCUUUAGCGGACAAACUGUACUUACAAGUCGAUCAGUCAUAUCCUGGGGGAAGAUAUAUAGAGACAGCUCCGCAUCACAGCCACCAGCCAAACAGAAACUGCUCGGUGAGGGACAAGAUUUCAACAAGAUCAUAGCAACCAAAACGCCAUCAUCAUGUGCUCCCAUCCCCUGCGAGGCCGCCAGACGUGGCCCCAAGGGCUGGUUCUCCUGGUGUACCCCAAGUCCGCCACCCUGCCACGAGACCCGGAGCUACAGGCAUGCCAACGGGUAUUGCCCCUCCUGUAUUAUCCUGAACCAGGCUGUGACGCGCGCGCCGCCGAAGCGACGACCAGCUAUGAAGAAGCGGCGCCAGAGUGAGCGAGAGAUCCCGAGAGAGCGAGAAAGAGUGCGUGAGCGAGAGACUCCGAGGGAGCGAGACAGAGUGCGUGUGCGAGAGAUUCAGAAUGAACGAGAGAGAGCGAGGACUCGGGAAAGAGCUCGUCGGCGUCUGGAUGACGGUGACAUGCAACAGACUCAUAUCCCUCGCAACUCUCGUGCGGUCAUCGAAAACCCGGUGGGGUUAAAUGCGUCGUACUACGCAGUCCCGACUAAGGGAGACGAACUCUUCAUGCCGCCCUCUAACUCCGACAAUACCCUCAGGGAGCUCACAACCCAGAUGGUGCUAAACCGACCGUAUCGCUCGGAGCAGACAAUGGUUGCGGAGCAAAACCAGCCGAAGCCAGACGACCCACCUCGCCCUGUUUCGCCCUUGACUGCGUCGGAGUUGAACGGUUCGGCUGCGACGGUUAGCGAUUUGGAUCCGGAGUUCGAUGCCUGA
This is a messenger RNA of Ilyonectria robusta, 1242 nucleotides long. RefSeq lists its product as uncharacterized. The record is from RefSeq and is a predicted model, not a curated record. The transcript has 3 exons. Bases 1 to 1242 code for a protein of 413 amino acids. Lineage: Eukaryota; Fungi; Ascomycota; Sordariomycetes; Hypocreales; Nectriaceae.